Plectropomus leopardus (leopard coralgrouper) is the source of this 1072-nucleotide messenger RNA. The record is from RefSeq and is a predicted model, not a curated record. NCBI's taxonomy places the organism in Eukaryota, Metazoa, Chordata, Actinopteri, Perciformes, Serranidae.
GAAAAUGCAAACUUUGUCCCUUACGACUUUCCGUUGAACGGCGCUGUCAUGGCUUCUACCUUUAUGUCUCUACACAGAUGUUGCCAGCGGUCUGCUCUCCUCAUCGUCGCUCGGCGACAGUGGAGCUCCAGCUCUGUGUCGCCCCCUCCCCUGCACACGAGGCUCCUCCUCUACCUCACCCAGCGUUUCUAUGACGUAGAGAUGCUCCUGAGCUGGGGGUCAAAGCUGAGGACAAAGGGGAUUCAGAAGAAGAAUGUUUACUAUGGCUACACUCAGAGGUAUUAUGGUUCAGACAUAGCAGCAGCAUAUUUCAUCUUGAGUCUGAGGGGUGUCUUCAGGUUUGUCGGUCAGUCCGAGUGGUUUCGUGCAGAUCGGGGCAAGUUCAAUUGGGACUUCUUAGAACACAGAGACACACCUCUAGAGGAAGUAAGCAUGAACUACACAGACAUCAACUACAGAGGACUGGACAACCUCGAGGGGCAGAAAUCGCUGCGGACUCUGUCGUUACGAGGAUGUCCUGAAGUGGAUGACUGGUUCCUGGCCCGCCUUCAUAUGUUCCAAGACUCUCUGGAGGAGCUGGACAUCUCUCACUGCCCGCGCAUCACUGCAGGCGGCCUGGCUGCACUCAGGAAUCUCAAAGGGCUGCGGCGUCUGGAUGUGUCGUCUCUUCCCAGGAUUUCAAGUCCUGGGUUGGUCGUCAUCCUGCUUGAGGAGAUGCUACCACAGUGCCAGGUCACCGCCACCGGCUACGACUUCAGCCUGAGGCAGGAGGGCGGAGCGGAGAAAGAGGAGCACAUGGGGAAGGAAAUAAGUAGGGGUGAAAGGGACACUGAGGAAUCAAGGUACUAAGUUUAGGGAAACAAAGAGUCAUGGACACUUGGAGAGGAAGCAUCUAGCAGCAAAACAACAAUCAUGUUGUAUUUUCAGUAUCUGACCAGUUUAUUGAUCACUAGCAAAGUCCAGCGUAAAAAUUUUGAAUUUUGUCAUCUGACAUCUGCACAAGUCAGACACCAGUAUAAAGCAGGUAUACACUCAAAUUUGACUGGACACUGGCAACAUUCAAUGUGAAAAA